Molecule: messenger RNA, 5363 nt
Organism: Photinus pyralis (common eastern firefly)
Lineage: Eukaryota; Metazoa; Arthropoda; Insecta; Coleoptera; Lampyridae
Product: mucin-5AC
Exons: 2
Coding region: 119-5221 (1700 amino acids)
Source: RefSeq, a predicted model, not a curated record
CUACUAAGUGUUGAUUUGGUGCUAGAAUGUGCCAGUGAACAGUGUAAUGCUCGCGAGCUGAAGAUAUCUAGUGUAGUAGGUUGUGUUGUGCAUAUUUUUUUAUCGGAUAAUCUUGAAAAUGAUUCCUAAGGAGGACAUUUUUAGAUGUGUGUUCUUUGCAACCUUUUUGCUUACGGCUAAAUCACAGAACGCUUACGACACAAACGACUGGGUACCAAUCGCCAAUAAGUGUCCUUCAUGUUCGACCAAAGACGCUGUCAUCGAACAGAAACCCACAGGCCGGGUUCUAAACCUUCACGAACCUGUUCGCGACAAAUUCUUUCCCGAAGAACAUGUGGUGCGAACGAAGAAGUCGAACAACGAUCAAUACUUACGCGAAGUAUCUCCGCCUGCAAUUAACAAACCGUUUCAACGCCAGCCAGAAUUUCGGCAACAAAGUUUUCAAUCGAAACCAAACUUUCAAACCCAGCUAAAUGAAGGGGAGAUACUGAAUCAGUUCUUCGCGCCAGCCAACUUUGAACAGCAGCGACAACCUCACUUGCUCUUUCAACAAUUCCCUUCGCAGUUCAUUUUCCCACCUGAAAAUCCACCGUUCGCUUAUAGGAAUCAAUUUCCUCAUCCGCCACUGUUGAAGAAUCCACUAUUGUUUCCGCCGGAGCAAACUCGCCUAAACUCGAACUUUGCAUUUCAAGAGCAGAAUGCUCUGAAUUAUACUAAACCGAAUUCGUUUCAAUCACUGAAUCCAGAAAUAAUUAACCAAGCGCUGUCUCCGGAUAUUGUAACGAGCAGCAAUACUAAUUUUAGAGAAGUUCCCGUGAGAAACACUUCACCUAAACCCAGUGGAGACUCCGUCCAACUUUUGUAUGUGCCAGUCGACAGUUUAAAUAAACGAAUUCUACCGUCCCAAAGUCAGACGGUGAAACAGGAGGUUCCAUUCCAGCCGGCUCAAUUUAAUCCGACACAAGAUUUCCGCCAGUUGCCAACUUUGCAAGCGCAACAGCCGCCGACACUGCUAAAUAACAAUUUCCAAAAUCGGCAAACCGAACUCAGUCAUGAGCAGGCACAUAAACAACAACAACUGUUGUCGAUUCAACAUGAUUUUGCGCAACAAGCGCUUGAUGCUUUAAAUUUGCAACUUCAAUUGCAACGGGGACAACUUCCCACAGUGGUUCAGCAAAGGAUACCGUUACCGACCACCACUACAACAACACCAGUUCCGAUCAUAACAGAACCGAGCACAAAGAAACCAAAGCCCCACCAGCCACCACUUGCUGUGUAUAUGGGUGGUCAUGGUGAUGUCACAGUAUCCGACGUGCUAAAUCUUUUGAAGAAUGCGAAAACAAUUUCCGUACAAGAUGCGGUCGGUCCCAAUUCUCCACAAGUUUUUGUAGGCCCGCACAAUUUAGAAGCACCCGACGGUUACGUGAAGUUUGAUCUACCAUACUUGAGUUCGUUGGGUUCUAACCGUAUAGAACGAAAAGUCGAUCAACUUCCAUUUUUUGUCGCCCCGGUAAGCUACAAGGCUCCAACGGGAUACUCGAAAAUACCUUUACCUGCACCGCAUGUUGGAUCAGUUGUCGUUUCGCAAAAGGAUCAAGACAGAAGCCAAGACCCAACGUUCAUUGGGUCUUCCGAUGUUAAUCAAUUUUUGAAUCCUGUCGACAACGGACCAAUCCAUAGAUUUAAUCCGACCCAUUCUACAGCUUCACCAUCAUUUUUGAAGCAAACCAUAAACGAAUACGAACUGGCGCAAAUUAACCAUCAAUUCCAGCCGCAGGCUGAGUUUCAGCAGGAAGCUGGAGCCCAUGAAUACGAAGAUUCAAACAAUUUCCAGGCGCAACCAGAAUUUAGUCAUACUACUGCCUCUGCGGUUCCGCAAACGCAUUUACUUCAAAAUAUCCCUAAGGAAGCAGAUACGACGAGGUUUCAACAGUACCAAAACAAUCGUUUUGUGGCUACAUCGCAACCGAUUGCAACGCACCAAUUCGCACCUCUACCAGAGAGCGAACGACUCAAAUCUGCAGUUCCUACAAGAGCAAGUCAUUAUGCAACAUUUUCAAGCAACGCGUUUGGAAAUGAUUAUGUACAAGAUUUCCGUCAAAGUUCAAGGUCGCCACCCAGAACCACUUCAGAAAUCAGUUUGGAUACACCACCUGCACCAACUAGGAGCAUACCUACUCAUUCCGAAAGUUUUGUUUCCGCGCCAAAAGAGAAAACCGAUGGUUCAUCGUUGUCACAGGUACGCCCUAUCGAUAACAACAAAUAUGUCGAAUUUCGAGAUCACAUAGCUCAAAAUAAUUUCGACCAAUAUCAACAAAACCACCAAGAAAUCUUUCAAAACAAAAAACAAGUCAAACCGAUGGAAAUUAUUAACGGUCCUUUACUCGAACCUUCGUAUCUCCAAUUAAACGAAGAAGGCGAAUAUGUUCCAAUGAAAAGUAACCACCAUAUUUCUCACAAAUUAUCACAACAGCCUUUGGUUCAAGACGUACAAGUUCAGGAUACACCCUCCUCUACGACUGAAGUCAACAGGCAAAAACAAUCAUUUACGUCAGUACCUACUAUACAAUCUCAACCGGAAUACAGUUUUAGACCUAGGCAAAGAGUUAGUCCGCCUCAGCCGAAUGUGAUCCCUGAUACAGCCUUCUCUACAACUGAAGUCAACAGGCAACUGCAAUCAUUUACGUCAGCACCUACUAUACAAUCUCACCCGGAAUAUAACUUUAGACCUAGGCAAAGAGUUAGUCCGCCUCAGCAGAAUGUGAUCCUUGAUAGUGUCACAGAAGAUCAAGCUCAAGAAGAUUUUAGGUUACCUCCCGAACUUCCCACAAUUCAUCCAGAAAUUCACUCAUUAAUAAAUAACCUACAAGAUCAAUCAAUUCGUCCACUGCUAGUGCCCGCGUUAAUAGCGCCUACACAUGACACAAGUAGUGGCCAGCAACCCAUCUUUCAUUCGUCGUCAACUGAGCCACCAUAUAUAACGACGACCCCCGUCAUUCACACCACGACCCAGCCAACGUCUACCACAACAGCAUACCGCCAAAGACAAAGAGGGCGUCAGCGAGCGAAGGUGAGCACAACUACGUAUGCUACGCCUUCUCGAAGAACUCAGCAACCUAGAACUCGCCGUCCAUUAAAUAUCCGCACUACCACCGUCAAUUACCAAGAGGAAUACCCAGAGUAUUCUCCAACCAGAGCCAGCCGUGUGAAAGGAGGAUAUUCAGAAGAAUAUUAUCAUACCCCCGAACCAACUCAAAGAUCGACCAGUCGUCAGAGAAUACGAACAAGAGGGCGCACUACGCCAGCACCUCCACCUGAAACUCCUAAUUUGACAGAGAGGGCUUUUAAUCAACCUGAACUCAUAUCAGGUUUUGAAGCAUCCCCAGUUCAACCACACUCCUAUAUGCAAUUUGAACACCAAAUUAUUCCAACUCACGGAUCUACUGAAGCGCCCGUAAUCAUCUCUAAACCCGAGCCACAACAAAACCAAAUGAAUGUUGAUGUCAUUAUAAAGCAUCCAGUAGAACCUGUGAUUAUUUCAGAACCCGAAGGGGAUUCGCACUACGUAAGGUUUAGUUCGAAUAUAGACACCAGCAAUAUUGUAACGCAGCAAGCUCAAGAAACCACAACGCCUUCGUAUGUUCGCAUAAAUGCGAAAGGACGUGUAAGAUCAAGGAUAAGGUCUACAACUACUUCUACUACUACACCAUCGACGACCACAACAACCGCUAAAGAAGAACCGCAAGAGUUUUAUGGUUUCUUCAGACCACCUAAUUUCAAUUCGCCUCAAGUGUCAUUCUACUCCCCUACACACGGGAUUGUUACACGGCGACCAACUUACAUAUCAAGCAACUCUGUAAUCUACGACGACCAACCAGUGGAAAACUCAAAUAACGUCGAUAUUUACUCCACUAAUAACUUAAUCCCUUCCUCUCCUACAUUCGUAGGUGAAUUGAUAACGAAAUAUACUCCCACGACGGAGAGAACCACCACCGAAGUUCCAACGUCUAAACCUACCCGCCCGAAAUUUCGUACCAGAGUUCGAGUGCCCUCUCGGAAAGUUACAGAAGACGGUCGUCAGCAGUCUACCACUCCUCCAAGUGAAGUGCGCAUUCGCACCCGAGGACGAUCUCACUUCGUUUCACCCAAAAUCAGAGACCAUAACCAAUCGGAAGACGAAGAAGUCGAAGGAGGCAAUUAUCCAAAAUUAUUUCCCAAAAGCACCGAGAGACCGUCUUUUCAAAUAACUAUCGAGCCUAUUGUUGAGGAAUCGUCGAUCGAUGAGGAUCAGAUUCCGUAUUCUUCAAUACAUAGACCGAAAUUCGUAAUAACCAACUCAAAUGGAACUAGAAUUGUAAACGAUUUGAUAAUCGAUCGGAAAGUUAUUGAAUCCCAGGAGCAGCCCGUGCCCAUUCCGGCUGUUUCAGAAAACGAGAGCACCGAAGUGAACGAUGGUAAAUCUCUAAUGGACGAUAUACUAAGCGAGCUUGAUAAAAUUCAGGAUGAAAACGAGAGUGUCACAAACAAACCUGAUGCCUACCAAGAACAUGAUGGGAUUUAUAAUCAUAAACCGAAAGGGCGCAGGCGAGGCGUUUGGAGGCUAGUGAAACGUCCGGUUGAAUCUUUUGAAACAGCUGAAUCUCAAUACGUAGGAAAAAUUAGUGCUAACACUCUUCCCUUUAACAGCGAUGGCAAAGAGAAAGUGUAUGACGUAGAUAAACUUGUUUCAACAGAAUCCAACACGAAACCUGUAGAGGUAGAAACUACUGCUACUCCUGUAGAAGUACGAACUACCCCCUUCAUAUUAGCUACGCCGGAAGAAAGCUUCUUGGAUUCGUUUUAUAAAAUGUUCGACUCGGUGGGCCCCUAUGAAGAAACUGUUGAGUCAACUACUAAACCCACCACUACCGAACCUCAAACUACUCAGGAUGUAGGGGUGACAAGUACUGAAUUACCACCUGUAGAAAUUCAACUAACCACCACCUUACCAACCACCCAAAACGUAACCGAAUCCACAACGGUACUAGUCGAGCAAAAACAGGAGAGCUCAACAGAACCUGCUACAACGCUACCACCAACUACAUAUCCUCAAACGGAAAGCACGCAACCCCAAAUUUGGGACGUCAAAACCUCCACGGCGACUGAAAUAUCACACGAAACCGAAAUAUGCUACAGAGGUAAAUGCAUAAAAUCCAGUCGGAAUAAUCAGUUGGGAAUGUAAUUAAAUUGUGAUUAAAGUACUGUAAAGACUUAGCUCAACGUGAUGUGUGAUUGCGCAUUUCUAGUUCUUCUUGUGACUACCCAUUUUGUACAUAUUUAGAAUGUUAGUGUGAUCAUAUUUAAUUUAUAGGCUUACUUAAGAA